CAACUGAAGCUGGUCUACCAUUUUUAGUUUAAUGGAACAAACUGACCACAUCUUAUUAAAUUUGCCUGACAAAUUUUUGCUCCUUCUCAUACCCCAUGCCCCUCACCUCAGUUUUGUUUCCUCUGAAACUUUGGCAAUUGGCCCAUUUUAUGUUUUUUUAAAGGAACACUUUUUCAAAGCAUCCUUGAGCCAUUGGUCUCUCUACCCCAUCUUUACCACUAGUCUCCACCAUCUUAAUGUGUUCUGAUGUGUUUAAUACAACACAUUACUUUUAAUCCAAAAAUGAGAUCAACAGCAUAGAAAUUAACUCAAAUGCCUUUCCAUUUGUUUGUAGAUGUUUAAAUCACUUUAAUUUGAUCUCUCUGCAUAGGUACACUUAUAAUUCCUUCCUUGCUUUAAAAACUGAAAUUCUGAACUGAUAGUCAUUUAUGGGAAAGUGUGGAGAUUGUCUUGAACUAGUUCGUUAACACUUGUAUAGUCAUGAAAUGUGGAUGUCUUCUUGUCUACUGUACAUCAGUAGAAGUGCUGUGAGUGAUGUUGAAAUGCAGGAACAUUAUGAUGAAUUCUUUGAGGAGGUCUUCACAGAAAUGGAAGAAAAGUAUGGUGAAGUAGAAGAGAUGAAUGUCUGUGAUAACCUUGGAGAUCAUCUAGUUGGAAACGUAUAUGUAAAGUUUCGACGUGAAGAAGAUGCAGAAAAGGCUGUGAUUGACUUGAACAACCGAUGGUUUAAUGGGCAGCCAAUUCAUGCUGAGCUCUCCCCUGUGACAGAUUUCAGAGAAGCUUGUUGCCGCCAGUAUGAAAUGGGAGAGUGUACACGAGGAGGUUUCUGUAACUUUAUGCAUUUGAAACCCAUUUCUCGAGAACUGAGACGUGAGCUGUAUGGCCGCCGCCGCAAGAAGCAUAGAUCGAGGUCAAGAUCCCGUGAGCGUCGCUCUAGAUCCAGAGAUCGUGGCCGUGGUGGUGGUGGUGGUGGCGGUGGCGGCGGAGGUGGCGGCCGAGAGCGUGAUAGAAGGCGGUCAAGAGAUCGUGAAAGAUCUGGAAGAUUCUGAGCCAUGCCAUUUCUAUCUUGUCUGUUAGAAAGUGUUGUAGUUGAUUGACCAAACAAGUUCAUAAUGACAAUUUUUUUAAAAAGAUGGGCUUCUGAAUAAAAAUUUGUAGUGAUACAGUU
This is a messenger RNA of Sceloporus undulatus (fence lizard), 1168 nucleotides long. RefSeq names its product U2 small nuclear RNA auxiliary factor 1 (gene U2AF1). Gene Ontology annotation, biological process: mRNA splicing, via spliceosome. The transcript is spliced from 6 exons. The record is from RefSeq and is a predicted model, not a curated record. Bases 486 to 1049 code for a protein of 187 amino acids. NCBI's taxonomy places the organism in Eukaryota, Metazoa, Chordata, Lepidosauria, Squamata, Phrynosomatidae. Gene Ontology annotation, cellular component: U2AF complex; spliceosomal complex. Gene Ontology annotation, molecular function: metal ion binding; pre-mRNA 3'-splice site binding.